Etheostoma cragini (Arkansas darter) is the source of this 1392-nucleotide messenger RNA. RefSeq names its product dnaJ homolog subfamily C member 3-like. NCBI's taxonomy places the organism in Eukaryota, Metazoa, Chordata, Actinopteri, Perciformes, Percidae. Gene Ontology annotation, cellular component: endoplasmic reticulum. Gene Ontology annotation, molecular function: misfolded protein binding; protein-folding chaperone binding. The record is from RefSeq and is a predicted model, not a curated record. Gene Ontology annotation, biological process: protein folding in endoplasmic reticulum. The transcript has 10 exons. The coding region runs from base 18 to 1199 and encodes 393 amino acids.
GGUGUCCCAAAAACUACAUGGCCUACUACAGGAGAGCUACAGUCUUUCUAGCAAUGAGGAAGUCCAAGUCUGCGCUGCCAGAUUUGAGCAGAGCUAUCGAACUCAAACCCGACUUCACAUCUGCUCUCCUUCAGAGAGGAAAUCUCUAUCUGAUGCAAGGGAGGCUCGAUGAAGCAAAGAGGGACUUGAAGAAGCUGAUGAAGUCCAACCCUUGCGCCGAAGAGAUGAGGGAAGCCCAGAGCCUGCUGACAAAGGCGGGUGAGAUUGAGCGCCUGGUGGAUCAGGCCCGCAUCAGCUUGUGGAGAAGGGACUAUGAGACAGCUGCAGCCCAGCUCAGCACGGUCAUUGAGACCUGCGUUUGGGAUGCAGCCUCUCGUGAGACUCGAGCGGAGUGUUUUCUUCAAAUGGGGGAGAUGGGGAAGGCCAUCGGGGACCUCAAAGCUGCAUCCAAGUUAAAGAGCGACAACACCAAGGCUUUCUACAAACUCGCCACCAUCUAUUAUAAUCUGGGAGACCAUGACAUGUCCCUCAUUGAGGUCCGCGAGUGCCUGAAGCUUGAUCCUGAUCACAAAUACUGUUACAGCCAUUACGAGAAGGCCAAGAAGCUCAACAACCAGAUCCAGUCUGCAGAGGAACUCAUCCGAGAGCAGAGGUAUACAGACGCAGUGAGAAAAUACGAGACAGUGAUGAAGACCGAGCCCAACGUGCGGCAUUUCUCUCUCCUCGCCAAGGAGCGCAUGUGCCACGCGUUGGCACAGGGCCAGCAGGCCGGCAGAGCUAUCUCAGUGUGUGGCGAAGUCCUCCAGGCAGACCCGGAGAACGUUAGCGUGCUGAAGGACAGAGCUGAGGCGUAUGUCCAAGAGGAAGAGUUUGAGGAAGCUAUUAAGGACUACAAGGCUGCUGCAAAACACAGCGAGAAUGACCCUCGGAUUAAAGAAGGUUUGAAGAAAGCCCAACAACUUCUCAAAGAGUCUCAGAAGAGGGAUUAUUAUGACAUCCUGGGAGUGAAAAGAACUGCCCAGAAGAAUGACAUUGUGAAAGCCUACAGGAGACUGGCACAAAAGUGGCAUCCUGACAUGUUCCAGGAUCCAUUUAAAAAGAAGAAGGCUGAGAGGAAGUUUGUGGAGAUCGCUCUGGCCAAAGACGUUCUUACUGACCCAGUUCUGAGAGCCGCAUACGACCAGGGUAGGACCCCAUGAAUAUGAAAAAUCCAGCAGGGUCAUCGUCAUCAGCACUAACAUGGAGGAUCCGAGGGCUUCCAGGUUCUCAACCCAUUUAGCUCCAGACCAUUACAUUUUAUAUUCAACUUCAACUGAGAAAUCUCAUCCAGCACAGCAGGGGCUUAUUUUAGUUUUUUCGGAACUUCGGGAACGCCAUAAAUCUCACAAAAAU